Messenger RNA from Trichoderma asperellum CBS 433.97, 3347 nucleotides. RefSeq lists its product as uncharacterized. Lineage: Eukaryota; Fungi; Ascomycota; Sordariomycetes; Hypocreales; Hypocreaceae. The record is from RefSeq and is a predicted model, not a curated record.
CCCAAUUCUCGCGACAGAGGCUUUUUCGACGGAUCUUUGCUGACCAUGUUGGAGGCAUUGGAGAUAUGAGGAGGAAUGCUCAGAAAUGCAACACGGAAGUUGGAGCAAAGGCGGCCAGCGCCGUGCCAACUGUUCCAAACAUCUUUGACGGCCUGUCGACCGCUGCUGCAAAGAUGCAGCCGCCGGAUGUUCGCCUCAUCUCAAUCUGCCGUCGCCGAAGGACACGAGACUGGCAAGAUUUCCAGAUUUGACCAAGACGAUGGCAUUUUUGAACCCCAAUCUUCUCGGCUGGCCUCUUGGGCGGCUGCAAUUCACCCACAUAAUUCCGACACCCGGUACGCUUUUCAACAUAGGCUUCCAGCGGACCGUCCUACGCGACAACAGCGGCCUAGGGAGACCUCUACCGACCCUAUCGAUCCCGACAGUGCUCAGGGCACUUCCACUCAGUUGAACAAGUCCCUGCGCCCACGACGCCGCCGCAAAGCUGAGCCCGUCUCUGCUACUCUUGAAGCGUGGCGCAACAGAUCACCCAGCCUCUUUCUAAAGAAAGUAUUGGAGCCCAACGAACAUGCCCUGUACUGGAAGAGACUCGCCGCGGAGAGCCGAAGUGUUCGACCUCCAAUCAUCUUGCUACAGAUGAUAAUUCGCAAAACAGCGGCGCAAGAACCGAGCCAGAAAUAUCUUCUCGAUUUACUCCCAUCUGUAUAUGAAUGGGAGAGAGCAAUGAGUAUCGCGCGGCGAAAUGGCCACUCAUAUGAGGAUUUGGCCUAUUACAUGUAUAUCCUCGAAGGCAAAACAGAUGAUGUGCGAUGUGAAAGGUUUCUUGAACGCGAUUCGUACAAGCCGGCCUUUAUUUUCCAUUUUCUUCUAAGAUCAUCGUCCAGGUUUACUAGCCUCGACAACCUCAAUCGUCUGAUCGAUUAUUGCGGUUCUUGGUAUCCAGAGGCGGCGAGCAAUGGACUAGACAAAUCGAAAGCUAAAUUCUAUAUACCACCUAGAGGGGCAUUCGGAUCGGCAAAUUUCAACCUCAACAUGUCCCUGCUUGCACGCCAUUGCAUUCGACUUGACCCUAGGCUCAUCAUCAAACUAGCAGAUCUAGCAGUCCGGUAUAUCGAGGCUAUAGCGGAAUCAUCCUUGCCACAAGAAGAGAUCUACCAAGCUCAAUGCGCCGUGUUCAAUCAUGGCCUCAAGCUACUUGGUUCGGACCACCGCAAACGUACGAUUCGGCAGUCAUUGCCUAAUUCUUUCUUUUGGGAAGCACAAAGGAUACUUCUCGCUGUGUCCUCCAAAUUGAAACGACAACUGCUUGUGGAUGCGGAGGGAUUUCGAGCCAUCAGAACAGUAUUAGCAGGCAUGCCCAAGAAUCACGUUGAGAUACAUAGUUCUGUCAGACACGCGCCUACGUGGCCCCCAUAUCUACGACCGGGAGACGGCAUGGACGAAGAAAUGGACCCUGAAGACAACUGGAGUCGGUCUGUACGAGCGGGAGUGCUGAUGCAAGAGGCCGGAUUCGCGAAAAAUGACUAUGACGACGCUGUUGAUAUCCUGCAGGGAAUGUCUCCAGAUGGGACACCGACAAUCCAACAACGAAUAUUACCAGGGAAGCGCCGAAAGAUAGGGAUUUGGGAAGCCUCUAUUAGAGCCACGCGCAAUGCACACGAGGCAUGGGACAGAUUCCAAAACCCCCCCAAAGCUGGGCUCAAGCUCGGCUUGGCGGAAUAUACAGCGAUGUUCGAAAAGUUGACGCAGAGAGAAGCAGACGAAAAUACAAGAGCUUUGCCAGGUGACAGGGCGUUGAACUUCCCUACUACACAGGAAGCUAAUCUUACCGAAUUCGAAAAAGCCCGAAUCCGCCCACCAAGCAUAUCUCAGCUGUAUGAAAGGAUGCAGCUGGAUGGCAUCCGUCCUACAGGGAGCUGCCUUCAAAUUCUGGUAGCCAACACGGAAUCGAUGGAAAUGGCGCGGAAAUAUCUGCAUGAUAGCGACGGAACUGGGGCCUUGUACCGUCUAAUGUCUCAAGAGAUGGAUGUACAAGCUCUAAAGAAAGUGCCCAUAAGUCUCAUAUCAGCCUGUAUCCAAGUAAUGAUACGGCAAGAGGGCAAACUAGCGAGGAAGUACAUGAUACGAGCUAUUGAACUGGCAGAGCAGCGACUGGGAACCGAUCGAACUCCACUGUCCGACUUCAUCUGGGGCGCGAUUCUAAAACAUCUAUCACAGCACCACUACGGCUUGAGGAUAGCCGUUCAUCAGCAACUCAAGCUGUCUCUUCAUAUUAUUAAGAAACUUGAUGGACCCUCUGGGAUUACACUUCCCCAAUUUAUCCAAUUUAGCAAAACCUUGCGAAAAAUAGCCAAACGCGAACUUGGACAACUUUCCACGGAAAUGGAGUCUGGCUCGUUAAAGAUAGAAAACCACGCCUUGUGGCCUUUAUACGAUGGGAAAUCUAGGCAUAGGGAUGCUAUGCACUGGGACACGUUUGACGACAAGUCAGGAGCCCUGGAUUUGUUCCGUGCCCUACGAGCUUCUACCCUUCAAAUGAACGAACUGUUUGACAAGCUUCUCUUGCACGAGAGAGAUUCACGGCAGUUACUGGGUGCAAAGGAACUGGAACCAUUAGAAGGGAUGAUGUGGCGAAAGGACCCAGCUCGUAGCGAGCAUGCUUACGAAUACAUGCUCUCCUUGGCAUAUCUGGGCGAGUUUCAGCAAAUGGCCCAGCUGCUGAAGUGGUUAAUUCAGGAGUGGGGGCAGCCUGGCGUUGUCCAAGCAUUGUCUGAUGUGGACGAGCCGCCGCCAUAUGCUGACUUUGUUGAAACUCUAUGCGCUUUUCGACUCUUAGCCGAGCCGAUGCUCGAACAAGGAGAGGUGGAGUCACUACGCGAAGCCAUUGGCGUAGCCGGACUGAAUUGGUCGUGGCCUGACGAAGAGGCUGUGGAAGCUUACGCUGAAAUGCAAGAGGAUGAAUCCAUCAAUAUACUGGCGCGCGUAUUAGAGCGGGUGCGCUUAUCCUGGGCAGAUACGAGAAGGGAAGCUGAGACUUAGGCCGGAAAGUGAAUGGCAAUUUUUUCCGGCUCGACUUCCAUAAGAGACAAGGAAUCUGUGCAAUUUUUGAAACAUGAAGCAUGAGGCGAGGGCGUUUUUAAGAAGGGAAUCGGAUUUGAAGAAAACUACAUGUAUAUACUGGCUGGAUGGAAAUACGACUGCUGGGACUUGCGAAUAUAUCUGACGAAUAGAAUAUAUAAACUGUAUCAUUACUCGCAGCUACACACUAGCUAUAUCACACAUGUGGUCGAUUGGCCAGAGCUUGGAGCCGAUCUAUGCAUGCGCGUAGAUGCAAAUAAAUAUGCGUC